Molecule: messenger RNA, 1374 nt
Organism: Stylophora pistillata
Lineage: Eukaryota; Metazoa; Cnidaria; Anthozoa; Scleractinia; Pocilloporidae
Product: tetratricopeptide repeat protein 38
Source: RefSeq, a predicted model, not a curated record
AUGCAGGACAAAGAAAUGCUGGUGUACUGGUUAAUGGAUGAGGGGCUUAUGGCGAAGGGACGUUCGUGUCCGAUGUGUGCUGGAGAAAUGAGUUUGACGAGGUGCGAGGAUCGAUCCGAUGGUUUGAAGUGGGAAUGCAGAAAGCAAGUUAACGAAGCAUGUCUAACGUGGGAAGAUAUAUUAAUGGAGAACCCAACUGACAUGUUUGCUUUGAAAAUGGCUCACGACUCCUACUUAUAUCCUGGAUACCAACGUCAGUUCAGAGAUUUCAUCGCAAGGGUGAUGCCGAAAUGGAAAGAAGACAUGCCACUCUAUGGAUGUCUUCACGGAAUGUACGCGUUUGGCCUGAUAGAAACAGGAUUUUACAGACAGGCGGAGAAGCAUGCACUGAAGGGUCUUGAACUAAAUCCAAGAGAUUGCUGGAGCACUCAUGCAGAGGCCCAUGUCAUAGAAACGGAAGGACGUCAGGAUGAAGGAAUUAAAUUCCUCAGCACGACCUUGAAUGACUGGACUAUGGGAGCUAUGCUAGCCUGUCAAAAUUACUGGCACUGGGCGCUAUACCAGAUCGAAAAGGGAGAGCAUCAAGCCGCAGUGGACAUUUAUGACGAGGAGGUUGGGAAACGUUGCCUUGCUGGUGCCAUGCUUGACUUAGUGGACGCUUCCUCACUGCUCUGCAGACUUCAGAUGGAAGGUGUUGAUGCUAAUGAUCGUUGGAGAGAGCUGUUUCAUUUGCGGGAGUCACACACAGAUGAUCACAUUUUGGUUUUCAAUGCUGUUCAUAUGUUGAUGUGUACACUGGGAGCUAAGAAGGAAGAUGCAACACUAAAUCUAUUGAUGUCGCUUAGAGACUAUGUUAGGAAUGGCUCAGGAACAAAUUGCGAAGUAUCUAGAGAGGUUGGUUUGGCCCUUUGUGAAGCAUUUGAACAGGCUGACAAGGGAAACUUCGACAGAGCUGUAGACAUUUUAAACCCCCUCCGUUAUGACGUUGUCGACAUUGGGGCCAGUAACGCACAGGUUCGUGUAUUUUAUUGCAAUUCAUUGUCGUUAAUUAGUGCAACUUGUGGCAACCUCUCUUUGGUUUUUCCUUUGACACAGCAGGACAUCUUCAACUUAUUCCUGAUUCACGCUGCUCUGCAUUCUUCACUAAAAGAGCAUCAUCACUUGGCAAGCAAUACCUGGGCUGAGUCUUCAAAGGAGCUUAUUGACAGAGAGAAAGGCAAUGAAAGAAAACGCUCCAAUGACAGACCGACUCAUGGGGCAGACCCUUGCCUUACAUGUGUAGUAAGGUCAGGAGAAAACUCUUUGAAAUUCAUAGUCGGAUGUACAACACCAACACUGUCCGCGUCAAAUUAUGGCUCCAUGAUAUACGUUUAA